AUGCAGGAGGUUUCACUUCAGAUUGUAGCAGAAGUGGAAUCAGGGAAGGAAGGGGUGAUUGUUGAAAAUGCUGGUGAGAUAAUUGCUGCACAAGGGAAGGAAGUAGGGCAGGAUGAAGUUAUUGCUGAGAAUGUGGGAGGCAAUUCUAAGAAGGGCAAGGAAGUAGUAGUGGAUUCCACACCUCCAGUCACGCCGAGUGCUCUCCCCUCGCAGGAGGAGUUCAACAAAGUUAUCAAUGGAGCAAAGUCGAGGUCCCUCCCAAGGAAAUCUGUCCCUAUACUGAACUCAAAUGCUUUUGAACUGCUCUGUGGACGUGACAUCAAGUUACAAGCACCUCAGAAGAAACAAGGAGGACGUGAGGGGCUUAGGAGUAAGGGUGCCACUAAGGUGGCUACCAACCAUAAAUGA
This is a messenger RNA of Linum trigynum, 408 nucleotides long. The record is from the annotation of a GenBank genome assembly. NCBI's taxonomy places the organism in Eukaryota, Viridiplantae, Streptophyta, Magnoliopsida, Malpighiales, Linaceae.